UUCAGUUUCAUGAGGAGUAGUUGGUAGAGUUCGCGCGAUGUACUUUCUAGCUCUCUUUCUUAUAUAUAAAAUAUAGGCCAAUUGAUGAAUGAUGAUAAGUAUCAAGCUUUCUGAUACUGCGUACUAUCCAAAAAAAGAUUUGUUUUUUGUUGAAAUCCCUACCUUGGGUCUCUUGUUUUUUGCCCGUCUCUUAUUCUUUUGGCUUAUGUUCUUGACUUAGUUGUGAUAAACCGCAUAGUUUAUGGCAAAAUUUGAAGCUUCUGUGUAGUUUCCGUGUUCAACUAUAGGGCAGAAUCUCUAUAUCUAGAGAGAGUGGUUACUUAGGGGAUCUUGUUUUCUGGGAAAUUUUGGAAUCGUUUCUGGGUUUUGCUUGAUAUUCACUUCCAGAGGGCACUGAUGGUUCCAAAGAGGCCAUUUUAUGGGGAUGAUGGAGAUUAUGAGAUGGGAAUUCCAGUUCAACAGUCAAAGAGGAGAAACAUGUUCAAGGAUGUUGUUCUAGAUGUGAUUAGAGGGAUUACAAUGGAUGAAAUUGUGUUAAGGAUGGAACCCUUCUUCAGAAAAGUGGUAAGAGAGGAGAUUGAACGUGCGGUUCAGCCCAGAAUUAAUGCGUCUCCAAGAUCCCUACUUGAUCAAGUUGAAACGUGUAAAGAAAGAGGUUUUCUGUUGCAUUUCGUUAACAAAUUGCCAUCGACGAUAUUUACUGGCAGCAGAAUCGAAGCUGAGGAUAGCAACCCUGUCCAGAUUGUACUGUUAGAUGCUGCUACCAGGGCUAUGGUUACCUCCGGUCCCCUAUCUUCGAAAAGGAUUGAGGUAGUUGUUCUUGAUGGUGGCUUUGGUUCUGAUGAGAAAGAAGUAUGGACGGAGAAAGAGUUCAAUGACAACAUUGUCCGUGAAAGGGAAGGGAAAAGGCCUUUGGUUACAGGAGAGCUAAUUAUUACCCUUAAAAAUGGAGUUGGUCAUAUUGGAGAGGUGUUUUUCACUGACAAUUCAAGCUGGAUAAGGUGUCGAAAGUUCAGGUUAGGAGUAAAAAUCACACAAAAAACUUCAGAUGAAGUGAGGAUUAGGGAAGGCAGGAGCGAGCCUUUCAUGGUUAAGGAUCAUCGUGGCGAGUUGUAUAAGAAGCAUCAUCCUCCAUCUUUGCACGAUGAUAUCUGGCGUUUGGAGAGGAUAGCCAAAGAUGGUGCCUUCCAUAAACGAUUAGCUGUCUGUGGAGUAAAGACUGUCAAUGACUUUUUGCGUUUGUAUGAGUCCGAUCCAUCAAGCCUACGAAAUAUAAUCGGAAACCAAAUAUCAAGUAAGACAUGGGAGACGAUAGUAGAACAUGCUACCGAAUGUGUUCCAGAUGAGGGGAAAUUCUAUACUUACACUGGCGCUUCACAAAGUGCGAUGCUCCUGUUCAAUUCAAUCUACAAAUUAGUUGCAGCAACAUUUGAUGGCCAAACUUAUCUUCCUAUUGAAAAACUGGACUUACCUCAAAGGCUUUUGGUGGACGAUGUGAAGAGGCAAGCAUGUAAAAACAUGAAGGACCUAGUCUUGGUUGAUGCUGGUUCCACAAUUAGCCCAUCAAUGGCCUUGGCUAAUUUGCAGCCUGAAAUAUCCCAAACUUCAAGCUUGCAGACUCUUCAACUCUCAACCGCACAUCAAGGUGAACCAGGAACACAUCUGGCUUUUGAUCAACAAGUUAUUUCAGCACCAUAUGCGUAUGACGCAGUAGAUAGGUUUCCAAAGGAACUCUAUUUACCACAGAAUAGUCUUCCUAUGCAGAUGUUUAAUCCACUUCUAAGGAACAGUUUCAGAAAUGCGGAUUUAUUCCGGAUUCCUUACAAUGGCGAAAAUAAUUGGCCUGCACAAGGAGAACUAGUGCAGCAAAGCAGUCAAUUAUCCACCGAGGACAUUCCAGCAUCGUUAUGGGGGCCAGGUAGUAAUAUUUUCUUCCCAGCAGACUAUGACGCUGAAGCAGAUGUUCUUUCUUCUUUCCCUGGUAGCUUCGAUGUAGAUAUGACAAGGUUCAGAACAUACAAAGCUCAGUGGUGCAAGAUCAGAGCUGCUCUAAUAUGGUAUUCGGUCAGAAGACAUGUUGCUGCCAAAAAAAGAUUAGCAGCAAGGCCUCUAAUUGGAUUGCUCCAAACUUAGGACUGGAAUCAUCAGGAGGAGCAAAGAAUCUGCCACUUGUAGCUUAUUACAGUAGUCUCUUGUUAGCUAAAUCUGUUUAAUAUUUCUUUCCAUAGUGAUCAAAAUUGCAACAAGAGUUAUUGGUGUGCCCUUGUUACUUAGUUCUCUAGUGUUUCCUUUUCCUGCACUUUUUCUGUAAGAUAGCAAAAGCGGUGCUUGCAGCUUGUGCAUAGUAUCCAAAUGAUUAUGAUGAUCUGUUUCAAAAUUUGAACUCCACUUUUUCUUUC
Molecule: messenger RNA, 2399 nt
Organism: Tripterygium wilfordii
Lineage: Eukaryota; Viridiplantae; Streptophyta; Magnoliopsida; Celastrales; Celastraceae
Product: calmodulin-binding protein 60 D-like
Exons: 8
Coding region: 397-2133 (578 amino acids)
Biological process (GO): regulation of salicylic acid biosynthetic process
Cellular component (GO): nucleus
Molecular function (GO): calmodulin binding; sequence-specific DNA binding; DNA-binding transcription factor activity
Source: RefSeq, a predicted model, not a curated record